Molecule: messenger RNA, 4999 nt
Organism: Anguilla rostrata (American eel)
Lineage: Eukaryota; Metazoa; Chordata; Actinopteri; Anguilliformes; Anguillidae
Product: lysyl oxidase homolog 2B-like
Exons: 14
Coding region: 275-2575 (766 amino acids)
Biological process (GO): sprouting angiogenesis; collagen fibril organization; peptidyl-lysine oxidation
Cellular component (GO): membrane
Molecular function (GO): copper ion binding; protein-lysine 6-oxidase activity
Source: RefSeq, a predicted model, not a curated record
UUACUGACGUGGGCGUAACGGGGCAGUUGCGCGAGGCGUGACUUGGUCUGCAACUCCACUGAUAAUCCUGGAUGUAGUGAAGGUCUUGUCGAGAAAGUCCACUGAAGAAAAAAAGGAAGAAAACUUCGGAAGACCUGCAGAUACCGGGUCAGGAAUACCGCUCGCUGACCACUGCAUCAGCGAUACAAAGUGAUAUCCGAAGUCCCUUUUUUGCUGGUUUUUCGUCUCCAAAUUUCAAAUUACGUAACUGCUGAGUCUCUGAGUAGCCGCAGCUAUGCGAGCCCCCUGUUCUCUUACCUGCUGUGUGACCGCCCUCCUGAGCCUGUGGGCCCUGUGCCAGGCUCAGUAUGACCAAUGGGGAUACCCGCAGGGCUACGCCGAGCCCGCGGAGGAGCACUACAAGGUCCCGGAGCUGCCCCCGGACACGCCCAGGAUCCAGCUGCGUCUGGCCGGGGAGAAGCGCAAGCACAACGAGGGCCGCGUGGAAGUGUUCUACGAGGGGGAGUGGGGCACCGUCUGCGACGACGACUUCUCCAUACACGGCGCCCAGGUGGUGUGCAAAGAGCUGGGCUACCUGGAAGCCAUCUCCUGGUCACCGGGCUCCAAAUACGGCAGAGGAGAAGGCCGUAUCUGGUUUGACAAUGUCCACUGUACGGGGAAGGAGAAGACCCUGGCCCUGUGCUCCUCCAAUGGCAUCGGGGUCUCCGACUGCAAGCACACGGAGGACGUGGGGGUGUUGUGCAGUGACAAGAGGAUUCCAGGCUUCAAGUUCGUCAACACCCUCACCAACAGCGUGGAGAGUCUGAACCUCCAGGUUGAGGACGUGCGAAUCCGAGCCAUACUGGGAACCUACCGCAAGCGCAUCCCCGUGACCGAGGGGUAUGUGGAGGUCAAGGACGGGGGCAAAUGGAAACAGAUCUGCGACGAGCACUGGACACUGAUGGACAGCCGGGUCGUCUGCGGCAUGUUCGGCUUCCCUGGGGAGAGGAAGUACAAUGCUAGAGUCUACAAGAUGUUUGCCCGCAGAAGAAAACACAACUACUGGGACUACUCUGUGAACUGCACCGGGACCGAGGCCCACCUGUCGAGCUGUAAGCUGGGGCAGGCUCUGCUGGAGAAGGGCAACGGGAGCUGUGGCCAGGGCAUGCCUGUGGUAGUGAGCUGCGUCCCUGGGCGCGCCUUUGCCCCGACCUCUAUGGCAGGCUUCAGGAAGGCCUUCAGGCAAGAGCAGCCGCUGGUGCGCCUGAGGGGCGGGGCCAUCGUGGGUGAGGGCCGGGUGGAGGUCCUGAAGAACGGCGAGUGGGGCACCAUCUGCGACGAUAAAUGGAACCUUCUCUCCGCCACCGUAGUGUGCCGAGAGCUGGGCUUUGGCACCGCUAAGGAAGCCCUGUCUGGUGGACAGCUGGGGCAAGGAAUGGGCUCGGUCCAUAUGAACGAAGUGGGAUGCUCUGGAUUCGAGAAGUCGAUCACAGAGUGCUCCUUCAACAAGGAGUCGCUGGGCUGCAGCCACGAGGAGGAUGCGGGAGUGAGGUGCAACGUUCCCGCCAUGGGCUUCGAGCAGAGGCUGCGUCUCAGCGGUGGGCGGACCCCGUUCGAGGGCCGCGUGGAGGUGCUGGCGGAGAAGAACGGGUCCCUGGUGUGGGGCACGGUGUGCAGCGAGGGCUGGGGCACCAUGGAGGCCAUGGUGGUGUGCAGACAGCUGGGCCUGGGAUUCGCCAGCCACGCCUUUAAGGAGACUUGGUACUGGCAAGGAGCGGUGAACGCGGAUGAUGUGGUGAUGAGUGGAGUGAGGUGUUCUGGGACAGAGAUGUCCCUGGCACAUUGCCUGCACCACGGAGCACACCUCGACUGCCCAAAAGGAGGGGCCCGCUUUGCAGCUGGAGUAUCCUGCUCAGAAACGGCCCCCGAUCUGGUGUUGAACCCUCAGGCGGUGGAGCAGACCACCUACCUGGAGGACCGGCCCAUGCUGAUGCUGCAGUGCGCCUACGAGGAGAACUGCCUGUCCACCACCGCCAGCCAGGCCCCCGCCAACUCCUACCGCCGCCUGCUGCGCUUCUCCUCCCAGAUCCACAACAACGGCCAGGCCGACUUCCGCCCCAAAGCCGGCCGCCACACCUGGAUCUGGCACGACUGCCACAGGCACUACCACAGCAUGGAGGUGUUCACGCACUAUGACCUGCUCAGCCUCAACGGCACCAAGGUGGCGGAGGGACAGAAAGCCAGCUUUUGUCUGGAGGACACCGAGUGCGAUGAGGGCAUUGAGAAGAAGUACGAGUGCGCCAACUUCGGUGAGCAGGGAAUCACCUUGGGCUGCUGGGAUACGUACCGCCAUGACAUCGACUGCCAGUGGGUGGACAUCACAGACGUGAAGCCUGGGGAUUACCUCUUCCAGAUCAUAAUCAACCCAAACUAUGAAGUGGCGGAGACAGAUUUCACCAACAACGUGGUGAAGUGCAUGUGUCGAUACGAUGGUCACAGAGUAUGGAUGUACAACUGCCAUAUAGGUGGCUCGGUCGGUUCUGAGACUGAGGACAUGUUCCCCGGGCUCCUGAACAACCAGGUGACACACAGGUAAAAGGACACAGAGGGAGAGAGCACAGGAACUUGACUUACAUCCCGGACAACAUCCAACAAGACUGCCAGCCCCAUUCGCCCCCAAACAACAGACCUCUCCAUUCCCUUGCUCUAAGUGCUGGAAGAAUGACUUUCUUAUGAACCAUACAGUGAGCACCAGAAAGCAGUCAACCUCUUCACCCUUCACCACUCUCUUUAGCGUCAACAUUGGAAGCAAGCUCUCUAUGUAGGAUUCUAAUCCCAAUCAGGACUCCAAUUCAAAUUAGAGGCAGCCAUUUUAGACCGCUUUCUUGCCCCAUAAGGAGGCCAGUGGGCCCUUUCACCCUUGAGUUUGAAACCUUGUGCAAAUUAGCAGAGCAAAGCCCUUUUCUUUUUAAAAUUCAAUAUUAGUAUUGCCAUGGGUCUUCUCUGAAGUAAGCUCACUUUACUAUGUAAAAAGGAAUUCUAACGCACUUUUGAGCUUGUGGUACACACAAUCCACAUGCUGAUUUCUUUUGAGCAUCUGUGAAUCUAGGGGGAACAUUCUUCAUGUAUAGAAACCAAAUUCAUGUUUUAUUAUUCAAUUCGACAAUAUUUAAGUGCAUUCAUGACAGCCUAGCUGUACGAAACCAUAAUUAUGCCAACAACGUUUUUACAGAGGUACUUCUGCAAAUUAUGUGGGUACCACACAGGGGGCAUUAACUAGGUUGGAAGGUGUUUUUGUAGUCGAACGCAAUCACCGGAAAUUUGGGGGGAAAUAGUUGGAUCUGCUAUUCCCCCAAGGAUCUGAAGGGGUCUGAAAUAUUUGGAAAGGUUUAUAAAGGUUUGUAGCAAGAUGGCUGGUAGAUGGCUAAAGUGCUGGUAUUCAGUAUGUCAUGUGCCAGAGUCAGUGUUGCUACGUUGCUAGCUAGAUAGAUGGAAUUUCCUUGAGUUUGUUUAUUUCAGGUACCACAGCUAUGUAGAUUAUAUAUUCAUAAAUAAUUCAAGAUAAGUUACACAUUCAGAGAAGUAAAGUUAUGUUUUUAAUGGCCAUAUUGGCAGCAGUUAUGGGAUGGGAGCCAGCAUUAGCUUAAUGCAAAUACAGUAGCUACUUACAUAGCUGUCAGUGAUAAAUUGGAACAUGCAUUUCCACUGAUCCUUUAAGAACAGAAAUGAACAAGAUAUAGGGUAACACAUUGUAUGUCAACAGAGAAAGGUGGUUGCCUGUGCAAGAUGGAUUGAACCAAAUCACACCAUAUUGUAAAAGGGAAGUGAUUCUUGCACCGUUCCAGAGAGCCCGCAUUUGUAAUUUUUUUGUCAAUGAAAAAGAUUUCCUCAGAUUUGAAGCCAUAUUAAAACACCUGACUGGACCGAAUGAAAAACACUUGGAUGUGUUCUGCAUUUAGUACUGCUGGGUACACUUUAUGUUGGGGUCAUUCAGACGGACCCUAUGAGGGAACCUUGGAAAAGUAACAAUGCAAAAGUGGGCUUCACUUAUACACAUAACAUCUUUGAAUAUUUUGGAAAUGUGUACCUCGUAAAAGUCCAGUGGGAAUAAGAUCAAUGCCAGUUUUCCAGCUUCAAAAAUAUGUAUAAAUCUCACAGACUUAAUUUAUAAUGGAAAUGCCUCAGCACGGAAUUGUAAAUAAGGUCACAAGAAGCAAAGAGCAACAGUGACAGGCUAGAUAUAACCACAUUUUUACAAAAAAAUAAAUUAAUAAUUCAGUGAUAAUAUAUUUCCCAUGAACAUAACUCUCAGGCACAAAUGAACAACAUUAAUGACCCAAUAUCAUGUGUAAAUGUGUACCACUUCACCAGGGGGAACCUGGGCUUGGAAUAUUCUGGUGUUUAUUUUUGGUAUUCACUUGGGCACGUGAAGCCGAUGAUAAAUUGGGCAUAUAAAUAAUCACAUUUUUAAAAAGGGCUGUCCAAUUAGAACACACAGAGCUAUGCAUCAGCCAACGUACAGGAAUAAAGUCAGUAUGUGUGCACAGCCAUAACACACUGAGGAAAGACACUACACAUUUUAAAAAGCUGCAACAUAAUCAAAAUCAUCUAGGCUUUACCGAGAAAUUAAGGAUCUUGUCUUAAAACAGAAAUGUGCAAUUCUGUUUUUUCUUCCGAUCAUUGCGUUUGUCUCCUAUUGUCUUGAUGAACCAUGUCAUUUUUUUUCCAGCAAGCUUCUUAAGUAAAUUAUUGUUGCAAAUGUCAGGGAUUCCAAACGGAAUGAGUUAUUUUCAGUUUGUUUAGAAUAACCAAAGUCUCAGCUUGAGUGUGAGAAUGUCUUCAUUAUUGGAUAAUUUUCUUUUUUUUUCUUUUAUAAUGGUGCUACCAAACUGUGAUCCUCUGUUUUAUGAGGGUACACAUUUCCAGCUGAAUGGUUAUGUACGCUUAUACUUGAAUGGACAAUAAAAAUCCAUAUUGUGCUUUUUGUCUGCCGUAAUAAAAGGAUGAAUUACUGAGUGAA